This is a messenger RNA of Moneuplotes crassus, 681 nucleotides long. The record is from the annotation of a GenBank genome assembly. NCBI's taxonomy places the organism in Eukaryota, Ciliophora, Spirotrichea, Euplotida, Euplotidae.
GGUCAGUCACAAAAUAGGAUAAACAUUAUAACUAAGGAUUGCUUCCCUAAACCAAUGGUUUUCAAAUAAACCCUUUUAUAUUUCUAGCAAGGUCAACUCGACUAGUCUGGAAUCUAUGAAAAGAAAGUGUUAAAUGAAGGAGAAAUCUAUAAGGAUAACUUAUCAGCAAAACAGAAGUCUGAGUACUUCAAAGAAAUCUAUUAAAUUGAGUCCUAAAUAAGAAUAACUUCUUGAUAAGGUCUCAUAUUCAUCAGUCUAAUGAUAAUAUUGAGAAUAUUAGAAGAGUUGUACUUAAGAAGAUUGACCAGCUGCACAUGGCUAAAAUAAAUGAUGCCUUCAUGUCCAAGAGACUCCGCAAGAAUUAUAAAAUCUCACUGCCUAGAUCCAUUGAUAAAAUCCUCACACCAGAAAAAGUAAUUGGAUUGUCAAAGGGGACUAGCAAGAGAAGAUGACAAACCAGGAAAUUAGCGUAUGAGUGAUUCUUUACCUAAAUUUUCCUUAAAAUUCUCAUAAUCUCUAAUAACUUCUUGCAUGAUAUGAACAACUCUCAAUCUUUCUCUACAAUAGAGUAGCAGAUGUAAAGCUGUUUAUUAUACAUUACAGAAAUACUUAGUGCAAUGGUCUAGCCUCAUAUUUACCUCUCCUUUAGAUAUGAUACGAGGCAGAAGAUUCAGAUCCUCA